This is a messenger RNA of Coffea eugenioides, 1557 nucleotides long. RefSeq lists its product as uncharacterized. The record is from RefSeq and is a predicted model, not a curated record. The coding region runs from base 1 to 1557 and encodes 518 amino acids. Lineage: Eukaryota; Viridiplantae; Streptophyta; Magnoliopsida; Gentianales; Rubiaceae. The transcript has 4 exons.
AUGAGUUCAGUACCAGAAACUUCGGAAAGAUCUGCUAUAGUAACAUCGCCGGACUUCACAGCAUUGGGAGCUCAAUUAAGUGAGGUACUUGGUAAGUUCAAUGAGUUAAGCGCUGAAAUGGCCGCACAAAGGCGUGUAAUUGAUCAGCUGGUCGACAGCAACAAUGGUGGUGGUGUCCCAAACGACCAAGAACCUAUCGAUAAUCACCCACCUGCACAAGACUAUCAACCACCCCACACAUCCACUACCCAAACACCUUUCCCUCCUCCUUUCGCUAACCCUCUUGAAAAUACCUUUACCCGACUAAAUUCAGACUUUUCCUAUAUGCAUCCGAAUUAUGGACCCCACCACCAUACUGCAGAGCCUUUUGUACUAGAUACUGCAUCUCAAGGGAAGGCGGCGAUAGAAGAACAACCUAUACCCAUUGACAAAGAUCUGUUAAGAAGGUUGGAUCGAUUCGAUGAUUUUAUGAGAAAGAAUCAAGGAUUGAGCAAGCAUGGUGGGUUAGAUUACAAUGAAUUGUGUCUUUUCCCGGAUAUUCAGCUACCGUUGGGAUUCAAAACCCCUAAAUUCAGCAAGUAUGAUGGAACUGGAAAUCCAAAGACGCACCUCAAGAUGUUUGCCAACAAGUUAGGUAAAUCUGUGGAUGAUGAGAAUUUGCCUAUGCGUCUAUUUCCGAAAAGUUUGGAGGGAGAUGCUCUAGAUUGGUAUUCAAAUUUGAAGUCUAGAGAAGUCAAGACCUGGUUGGAUCUAUCAACUGCUUUUGUGAAGCAGUAUGAAUUUAACUGUGAGUUGGCGCCAACACGAACCACACUGGAGGGUACGAAAAGAAAGCCGUCGGAAGAUCACAAGACCUACGCAAAACGGUGGAGAAAGUUAGCUGCCAAAGUGGAGCCUCCUAUGAUUGAGGAGGAGAUUGUUCGCACUUUCAUCAAGGCCCACGAUCCACCUUAUUUUGAAGAGAUCUUCCGCAUGACUGGAAGUCCAUUUGCUGCUAUCAUUAACAAAUUGGAGGAGUAUGAUAAAUUUGUCAAAGCAUGGAAGAUUGUUAAUGUGUCUGCAUUAAAGUUGCAAUUGGAUGCUCUACAAAAUCAAAACAGCAAUGGGAAAAAGCCCCCAUUCAAGAAGAAAGAAGGUGAUACUGCUUUUAUAUGGGAUCAAGGCCCGUCUUUCAGACCCAGAAAUCAUCCCACCUAUUCUUUUUCUUACCCACCAACCCUGCAAAACAAUAACCCUUCUCAAAAUCCUUUGCAAACCAGUGGAAUUCAAACUCGGAAGCAAUUUCGAACCUUCACCAACUUGGGCCGACCUAUUGAUCAGUUGUAUGAGCAAUUAAAAGCAGUUGGAAAAAUUGGCACUGUUCCUCCCAAAAUCUAUCCCAGAGGUCCUCCUGCCGGUUAUGAUCCGCAUGCAAUCUGUGCUUAUCAUUCUGGAAGUCCAGAAGAAAGGGAGAGCAGGGACCGAAUGUUAGUAAGAAUCCUCUACCUGAGCAUGGGAGCACUGUGGGGGUUAUCAUCGCUGAUGAAGAUUUUGUCGACCCCAGUCAGUACAUUGUAG